UCCAAUUUUGUUAAUGUGUUCGCCACAAUAUGGUAAAACUAGUUUUGAUAAAAUUUUGUUUAUGGUAUUCCUAAAGUCAUGAAUUUCCAAUAAAACUCACUUUACUCCAAGAUUUAUGACUUGUAUGAUAUACAUUAAAGAAUAAAUAUCCAAUAAUGAAUCAUGAUAAGAACGUGGGUUCGGAAUGCGGUAGUGUGGUCGAGGCGCUCAUGUCGUCUGACGCUGAAAAGUCAAAGGCCGUUUGCAAUACUCAAGCUGUGAGUAAAGCCGCGCUUUGUCUGAGGUUUUUGAAAAAAGAAUUGAAACCUAAAAAAGAACUUAUACCUCUCAAGAUUUUUGCAUUCUUCUUCUAUGGUGGGAUGUUCACGACUGUGCCGUUCUUCACGCUGCACAUGCGGCAGGUUGGGCUCAACGUUAAGGAGGUCGCUGUCAUAUAUUCUGUCCUGCCGCUCUCUGCCAUCAUCGGUCCCAUCAUCAGCGGCAUGAUAGCAGAUCGAACAUCAAAGUUCAAAGCGGUUCUCAUGGUGAGCAUUGCAAUGACCACCGUUCUCACCCUAAGCCUCGCGUUUAUCCCGCAAGUGGACCGCACUGCCGGGACCACAGCGUUCACCUUCAAUACCUCAGGAAUCGUGGUAUCACAUCUCGACUGCCGGGAACCCCUACAGACAGAUGAACAUUUGACUUGUUCGUCAUCCUGCCUGUCAGCGGGACUACAUGAGAUGCCUCAUGGCUCUUAUGGCCUGAUCUGCAGACACUUGGAUCACACACAGCAGAUUCCUCUCGCAAGUUGUCUUGUUCCGGUGGAUGGCGAAAUGGAUUGCGGACAUGAAAUAAUAUUUUCCAGUGCUUUGGGAAAAAUGUCACCGUAUAGAAAGCACAAGAAUGACGACAUUUUCAUAGAAGAAAACUGCACUGUUCACUGCCUCGCGUCUAAAACCGGUGAUCCGUUCGAAAGUUCCGAGAUGAGCAACAGUAAGACGUUUUGGUGGUACCUGGCCCUGAGAACCUCUGGAAUGCUCUUCAUCAAAUCCAGCUUCGGUUUGAUGGACGCGUCAAUUAUGGCUGUGAUGCUGCGCACGGGCGGCGACUACGGCAAGCAGAGACUCGUCGCCAUGCUCAGCAUGGCCACCUUCCCCUUCAUCGCCUCCUGCAUCGUCGAGUCUCUGUCCAAAGGGCUAACCGAGACAGAUUACACGCCAGUCUUCUACGUGAUGGCCACCCUCCUGCUCCUCAGCAUGGCCAUAGGUUGCUUCGUGGACUUGCAUGUCGAGCACAAAGCAGAAGGCAACGUGUUGUUAAACUUUCGCAGACUUCUAAGUAGGGCAGAAGUUCUCAUCUUUCUACUAAUAAUCUUCCUAUUGGGCGCCAACUGGGGUUUCAUCGAGCAAUAUCUCUUUGUUUAUCUUAAAACAUUGGGCGCACCUACCUACAUGCUUGGUCUCACUCUGACGUUUGGAUGUUUGCUGGGUAUUCCUGUGCUCUUCGUCUCCGACAGAAUUGUUAAUAAAAUUGGACGACAUCGGGUAUUUUUCAUGGCAUUCGUGGCGUACUCUGUCAGAAUGUUCGGCUACUCAGUCAUCUCAGACCCCUGGUACUGCUUUAUUUUUGAGGCUCUGGAGGUGUUCACUUACCAGCUCAUGUGGGUGGCGGUGAUCACGUUCUGCCCUAUCCUGGCACCAAAGGGACUUCUUGGUACAAUGACUGGGAUAGCUGGAGCCAUGCACUUCAACGUGGGUCGUGGGGGCGGAGGUUUCUUGGGCGGUUUUCUCAUCGCCAACGUCGGUCUCGUGUGGAGCUUCCGAAUCUUUGGCGUGGCUGCGAUUGUCUGUGCCUGUAUCUACUUGUUGUUGCAGAACACGGUUCUUCACAAAAUCUUUGUCUCGGACGCAAAUAAAGAUUCCGUUUCCAAAAAUAACGAAGAAAAGGAUGCAAAUGCGACCACUGCGUGAGAAAAAUAACUAUAAGCCACUCACGAUAUGUGAGUGCUCUAUCGGUGGCUCAGCUCCUCUAUCAAUCUUCACGCAUUCAGCCUCAGAUUUCUAAAAUUUCUAAAGCUGAAAAAUUAUCAAUGCAGAAAAUCUUUAAUUUUUCGCUUAUUACACGUUUUUUACCGCUUUAUUGCAUGGUGUUUUAGAAAUCAUUCAAAUAAUGAUCUCGCUCGGCAGGAAUUGAUUGAGUUUUUGAGAAGAUUUCGAACUAUUCGCUAUAAUGUCGGUAAAAAUAUUGAGCGAUUGUAAUUCGCGUGCAAUAUAACUGUUUGCUUUAUGUAAAACGGAUAGAAUAUUCUGAUGAUACCUCAGAUGAGCGUAAUAUAUAUAUGUGAUAAGCAGACUUAUCUAUUGCACUGAGUAUUAAUUAACUUUAUAGACUAUAUUACUGUCGAUGAAACAUAGGUAUAAAACAGACUGAAAUUGAAAAAUCUGUGAAAUUUUGAAAUCGAAAUUUCAACGUAACUGACAUGGAAUUUACCCCACUAGAAUUAGACUAUUUGCGCAGUAAUUGAAUGAGUAUUUAGAAUUUUCCUGAAGAAGAAAUUUACGUUUUAUUGAAGCUUUGAAUGUAUAAGUUUGUUUUUGGCACAGCCAAUGAUAGAUGAGCUAUCAAUCCGGCCAGCUUUAUUCGUCUCCUUCAGUAAUCUUCAUAGGUUUUUAUCUCAUAAAUUAAGACGAAAAAAUUCCUGUCAACGAAAGGGCUCGUACAAACAGUAAGAUUUUCGUGUGAUCUUCUCAAUAAUAGGCUUAUUUAUUCUACUUCUAUAGUGAAAAAGAAAAUUAAUUAAGACAUAAUGCUCUCAAAAACUGCUCUCAAAUCUGAACUGACUGAUGAGCGGAAAAUUGAGUACCGUACCUAAAGCAUAUAGUGAAGUAAAUAAAGUUAAUGAAGGCUAAUUUGGAUGAUAAGAGCUGAUGAAAUAUUAAAUAGCACUUGUUUAAUUCGCUUAACCGCAGCCCCGCAGUUGUUAUCAUGUUGAUGCUAACUCUAAUCAUCGCCCGGUCAAGCUCUCAAGUAUAUUAUCUGAUCGAAUUAUUUGAAAACUCUCAUUAUUAGAGACUCACUAAUUUUGUGUGUGAACGAAGAUAGGUUGCAUUGAGAUCCGCAGAACUGAGGUCAAAAUAAGGAUUAAAAUAGUUCGAAUCCUACUAUCGCAUUGCAUUCAACUUUGACUUCUGAGCUUUCAUUAUUUUCUAAGGGUAAAUUAGAAUUGGAAAAAUAGAUAACGUUGCCAGGGAACAAAUUGGAAUCUUUAAUGCAAUAAAUUCCAACGUGUAACGAAAUGAAAAUGUUGUUCUUU
Messenger RNA from Hyalella azteca, 3292 nucleotides. RefSeq lists its product as uncharacterized. Gene Ontology annotation, molecular function: transmembrane transporter activity. The record is from RefSeq and is a predicted model, not a curated record. Lineage: Eukaryota; Metazoa; Arthropoda; Malacostraca; Amphipoda; Hyalellidae. Gene Ontology annotation, cellular component: membrane. The transcript is spliced from 13 exons. Bases 156 to 1949 code for a protein of 597 amino acids.